CGACGACCGAAGACAGCCGGCGUCAAUCAUGCUGCCAUACCGACGGCUAAUUAUUUGUUGAUCAUAUGCAAAUUGCACCGACAUGUGGCGAAUCAUACUGCUGCUGUUGAGCGGGAGCGUCGUUGGAUUAAAUUCGGGAGAUGUGAGUUUUGUCCGGAAUGUGGCGCUACGGAAGCCGGCUAUUCAGAGCUCGACAUUUCGCGAUAGUGCGGUGAUGUUUGGCGCGCGUCUGGCCAACGACGAUUCCCCGUUGACAUGCUCCAAAACCAAGUGGUCAUGGACACUGUUCUGGAGAGUCGAUCUACAGGAAAUGCUGCCAAUCGGUGGAGCGAAUUUUACUGUGCGAUGGGAGUAUUUUGGUAGAGAGAACAGAUUUCUCUACCGGAUCCAGCUGCAAGUAGGCCAAGAAAAUGUCCCCGCUACGCCCAGCUGCGGUGUCGCCACUGUACUUUUGGAUCGAGCGGAUAACUUUCCGGUUGAAAUCAUCUGCGAGCGCAUCACACCGGGCCGGUUCGUUACCAUCAACAUCGAGCCGCACUACGCCGGCACGGUGUCCACCGGCAGUCCGCAGCUGACGCUGUGCGACGUGCAGAUCUUCAGCAUCAUUAACGCCACCACCGCCGACAACAUCGCCGCGGCGUCCAGUCUGACGGAGAACGUCCUGAAGAGCGAGACAGUGGCGACGGCGGGGGGUGCACCGGAAGUGUUGCUGUUCGCUACCAAUACGCCGUUCCCGCUGGCAAAUGCCACACCCACCAACCAAGUCAACCGGACACAGCGACGAUUACUGAAGGAGCCAACGGCGUCACCGGCGGGACGGUUUGGGAAGAUUCUGCAGAAGAUGCCGGCACAAAGUACCACUCGGAAGCGGCUGAUCAUGCUAACCACUACCACGCUACCGGUAAAUACGACCACGGAGAGUGUGGUGAUGAUGGAGGAUUUGCCGGUUGAGCGGAAUAAACAAGCCGAGACGGAUGAUGAGAUUUUAUACCAGCUGCAGUCCAUACGGCAGGAUGUCACCGGCAAAUUGAUCUCUAUUUAUAACUACGUGGUAUUUUCCGGUGCGGCCAUCGCCAUCCUGGUGAUCCUGAGUGUUAUCGCGGGAAUUUUGCUUUUAUGGAGGUACACUUUGACACGCACCCACCUGACCGGCUCAUCCCGCGGCACCAGCAUCACCCAGGACUUCUCUUUCAAAGCGCCCUCCCCGCCCAUGACCCAGCUGGCACCGCUACCGCUCAUUCCACCGUCGGCAUCGCAGCCCACCCGGCAUUUACCGCGCGCGUCCCAUCAGUACCUCAAAUCCUUCCCCAAAGACUCCGUUCCCAAAGCGCCGCAUCGCAGUUUUUAAUGCCGUCCGACGGACUUUUAUUUCGUAGUUAGUUUGGGCUUAUAAUUUAUUUUUCUUGUCGUUCUCUGUUCUGUAACUUCUGCUACGAGUGUUCUUAUGCUUUUUAAAUCUGAUCCUGAUUUAUUCAUUUAUUUAUUGGGUUUGAGUUUUCUUAGGUUUUCUCAUUGUGCAUUUGUAUAUUUUUCUGUGAAUUGUAGGGCAGUGCAAGAAUCUGUUAUCCGUCAUUCUGGAACUUACUUAUUAUU
This is a messenger RNA of Paramacrobiotus metropolitanus, 1593 nucleotides long. RefSeq lists its product as uncharacterized. The transcript is spliced from 8 exons. Lineage: Eukaryota; Metazoa; Tardigrada; Eutardigrada; Parachela; Macrobiotidae. The coding region runs from base 83 to 1348 and encodes 421 amino acids. The record is from RefSeq and is a predicted model, not a curated record.